CUCUGCACUUUUAGUGAAAGGAAUUAUUUCGACCUGGACUUUUCGAUUAGUAGAAAAAUAUUAAAGUAUGUUUUUUUUUCUUAACAGCAUUUGAAGGCCAUCGAUGACUUCAAAGUUAUGCCGCGAAACCCGUGAAGGUCGUGUAAAGUCAGCGAAUGCAAAAAUACUAGUUUGUAAUUGCUCCAUGUCUUUAUUGUCUACCUGCCUCCUGCUCCCCUUCUUACCCACUCUAUUACGACCUGCUCUCAUGACUUUAAUGGAGAUGCAGCAAAUUAAGUUUUGCCCACAACACAAGGCUCGCCUAAAACCUGUUUCUACAUUGUUAUGGGGAAUCUUGUAUUGAGAAGCGGCCAAAUAGAAGAGUAAUCAGAUUACCUGUUUUUCGCUGGUGGUUGUUAUGAAGGGCACUGCCUGCCAGCCAGAUCUGGCAAGAGUGUUAAUCAAUGAAGGUUGGUUUUGCUGAACGGCCUUCUCUGGUGGUAGUUGAAGAAAGGCAUCGUUUUGGGUUUUGGCGGAUUGAAGAACAAUUUACCGCUAAAUGCCGACCAAAGAAGUUUAAGGCUUCAGAAUCCUAUGCGAAUAAGAAAACAGAGGAACGUCAACUUCAUUCACUGUAUUGAAGCUCUGGGGAGUUCGUUAUAUGCUCUGGAACGCCUUAAAUAAUGAAAUUAAUGGCUGAAUCUGAGAGUGAAGAAAGCCUUCCGGCAGACUAUUAUUUACAACAGUCUCAACAUCUUAUCUUGGUUGUUAUAGCAGAAAUUGCUUUGGUUAAAACCUUUACAGGAAAGUGGAACAUCAUCAAGAGCAAAUUACAGCUUCUUACUGAACAGUUUACAGAUCUUUCGGAUUUUCCAGGUUUCUUAAAAAACACAUUGUGCACAGAGCUUCUCAAGUCCAUUUUAAAUGCAUUGAAUGAGACACAGGAUCUUGUCAAGAAGUGUGCUGAUGCAGAAUUUCAAAUCGGAAAGCUCCAAAUGCAAAGUAGUUUGGAUAGUUUAGCCAUGAAAUUGAACCAGCAUCUUCAAGACUCUGAGUUGCUGAUGAAGAGUGGAGUUCUGUCAGAAACUGCAACUCCUGUGCUUUCGAGGUCCAGAACAAUUUUGCAGCGAGAAGCAAUACGCAGCACUAGCAGAGAGCUUGUUGCUCGACUGCAAAUUGGAAAUGUAGAAUCGAGGCAAAAGGCAUUGGAUGCUUUAUUAGCUUUGAUGCAAGAAGAUGAUAAAAAUUGCUUUAUUGUUGCAGGCCAAGGUAGUGUACCCAUUUUAGUUAAUUUGUUGGACUCAUGUUUCAUUGAUGUGAGAGAAAAGGCUGCAGCUUGUGUAUGCAGGCUUGCACAAGUUAAUAGUUGUGAGCAAUUGCUGGUCACGGAAGGGGUUCUGGCUCCAUUGGUAAGGACUCUAGAGUCAGGAAGCUCUCUUGCAAAAGAGAAAGCAUCAGCAGCCCUUCAAGCAUUAAGUUUACCUGCUGAAAAUGCGCGGUCGGUAGGUACACACUGUGGUGUGUUGGCUCUGGUUGAUAUCUGUCGAUCUGGAACUCCUGCAGCCCAAGCAGCUGCUGCAGGGACUCUUCGGAAUCUUGCUAGUGUUCCUGAAAUUAGGCAACAUUUUGUGGAUGAGAAUGCCAUUCCAGUUUUAAUAAGGCUAACUACUUCAGGAACAGCACUUGCCCAAGAAAAUGCAGUUGAUUGUCUGCAAAAUUUGGCAUCUGGUGAUGAUAAUCUGAGGACAUUAAUAGCUAACGAAGGUGGAAUUCAGCCUUUGAUAUUCUUUUGGGAUGGAGCUUCAACACCUAGAGCCCAAGAAAUUGCAAUUGGGGCACUGAAAAACAUCUCCGUUUCUAGGGCAAAUUCAGAUCUUCUUAUUGCUUCUGGUUUCAUUCCAAGACUUUUAAAUGCUCUCCACAGCAAAAUUCCACGCAUAAAACAAAUUGCAUCUCUUGCUAUAUAUGAGCUUGCUUUUUCAAUGGAAAGUAAAAAGGCAGUUGGAGAAGCUGGAUGUGUUCCAGUUCUAGUUAAAAUGUUGGAAGCUAAGACUAGUGCUGAACAGGAAGCAGCAGCACAGGCCUUAUCAGUUCUUCUUAUCUUUGAUGGUAAUAGGAAAAUAUUCAGGAAGGAAGAAAAGGGCAUCUCAGGAGCAGUGCAACUCCUAGAUCCUUCAAAUCUGAAUACAAAUAAAAAAUACCCAAUUUCCAUUCUGCUUACUCUUUCUAACAGUGCUAAGUGCAGAAGGCAGAUGAUAGCGGCCGGAGCCUGUAGCUACUUGGAAAAACUUGCAGAAAUGGAUGUUAUUGGUGCAAAGAAACUACUCGAAUGUCUGCAAAGAGGCCAUCUUUGGAACAUAUUUGGGAGGAAAGACAAGUACAAGAGCUUUUAAAUGAAAUGGCUUGUUCUUUUACUUCUCUUUGUUUAUGAGAAAGAAAGCAUGCUCGUUUCCAUCAUUUUUCAAGCAAUAAGAGCUAAAUUGGAGCCAGUGCGGAACUUCCUCCUCCAAGGCAUGCCCUCCUUGCCAGUGCAAAGAAAUAAGAGUUAUAUUGAAGUUAGCCUUGAGUGGAUCCUCAUCCAUUUGCAUUGUUUCAAAUGUUUCCAUAUCGUUUGAGAAUGGUUGAAGAAGUUGUGCUAAGGAGCAACUUUAAUUCUCUCCUUGCAGUAAUGGUUGUACAUAUUACAACAGAAUAGCAAAAUUGUGAGUCAUGUUCAUUUACUGCGAUUUGGUAUUGGCCUUGAUUGUAUUUUGAAUUCACUUUUCUGGAUCCCAUUCUUCAACUUCAAUAAUAACCAUGCUAGGGACUGCAUAGAGAUUAACCAAAACUUGAGUUCAAGUCAUUGUAUAUAAAAGUGUAAUUAUUUGAGUUCCAUUAAUAAAAAUAUUAUUUGAGAUU
Molecule: messenger RNA, 2877 nt
Organism: Cryptomeria japonica (Japanese cedar)
Lineage: Eukaryota; Viridiplantae; Streptophyta; Pinopsida; Cupressales; Cupressaceae
Product: vacuolar protein 8
Exons: 3
Coding region: 663-2372 (569 amino acids)
Molecular function (GO): protein binding
Source: RefSeq, a predicted model, not a curated record